AUGCCGUUUAUUCCGUGGGUGCUGUGUCGCAGACUCUCAGGCUUGCUCAGAGAGCAGAUUCGCAGGUCCCUUGAGGCAGUGGGCGAUUAUAUAAUUCGCGGAAGAGAAGGAGGAACUAGACUCCAGUUUAUUGUUAUUCCAUCCGGGGAAGCUGUGGCGUCAUCACAUCUUCUGCUAGACGAGAUUAUGGAUCUUAUUCAGGUUUCUUCUCCAGACACGCACAUAGUGAGCUCUCUAGGGUCUGACAUAAUACAAAACGUUCCUUGGGAUAGGACGGACAUUGCUUUGAUCGUCGAUGGAAACGACCUCUUUCCGCUACGGGGAAAUGACGAUGGUGCGCUUCGAGUCAUGCGGUGUUUCCUAUCCCAUAUAAGGGCCAACGAGGCUUCGCGCAUCCUUCUUAUCAUAUUAACAACCGCACUUCCCACUGUCUUCAUUUACAUGUUCAAGAAAACUAUGGCCCGGGCCGUCGGCCAGAUAACGCUUUUAGUGCCCCAGAGCAUACAAUGCUGUCCACUACAUAUUGGCAUGGACCUCUGCGAUAGUAUCCUUGGAGAGCUGCUCGUAGAAGGAGUUCUCCCAAGUAAAGACAGUGUCAACUAUAUGAAUAGUCUCGACGGGUCAGAACUUAUAAUGCUGCCUGAGAUGAUCUACCGAGCCCUUACACAGACUGGAGCAGUGCAGACUAAGGUAGCUAAUCAUCUGUGCAAGAUUCUAAACACGUGUCUUCUAAUAUACCAAGUCAUGAUACAGCACAUCCCCUUCCAAGGAGAGCUGAGUACAUUUUGCUUGUUUCUAAUUAACAUGUUGAAGGGCCGCCUUGACCAGUGGCCCCACUCUCGGGCAAUAACCUUGGCAACAGAGCGGGAAAUGGAUACAGCCCAAAUGGCUAUUCUAUCAAAGUGUAUAUGUGACAUUUUAGAGAAAGGGUCGGUGCAAUCAGACCCUAGGGACACGCCCCGCUGGGUCUCAGAGUACAACAGUAUGCUCAAAAAAGAGGUAGCGUUGCUAAGCGACGACCUCCUAACUAUAGAAAGUUGGCCUGCAAAACGCCGCACGCAGCACGCGCACACGAUUUUUAACACAGUAUACGGAGGGAUAAUCGGACACCUGUUCCCCCUGUCUCUUUGGGAUGCUGUCUAUACAACGGAGAACAGUUCCUUGUUCCUCGUAGGACAGCAUAACAACCCAAAUAUCCAACUUGACGGCUUGAUUGGCUCAUACAAUGACACCAUCUGUGAAGCAACCUGGAGCAUUCUCAAGACAGUGAGGGCAGGGUCUAUUGCUGUCAACACCCUCUUCCAACAAGCAGCAGAAAACUACUUCAAAACCCAUUGGAUACGGUCAGAUGAUCAUACAACGCUGAUCAGUGACUUCAUCACCUUCCUAAUGGCACUGCAGCAGGCACAGAUAGUGACAAUCACCGCUCAGAGCGCCAGACUGAUGGUUGAAAUGAUUAUAUGA
Molecule: messenger RNA, 1464 nt
Organism: Giardia duodenalis
Lineage: Eukaryota; Fornicata; Diplomonadida; Hexamitidae
Exons: 1
Coding region: 1-1464 (487 amino acids)
Source: RefSeq, a predicted model, not a curated record